Molecule: messenger RNA, 1789 nt
Organism: Sphaerodactylus townsendi
Lineage: Eukaryota; Metazoa; Chordata; Lepidosauria; Squamata; Sphaerodactylidae
Product: dimethylaniline monooxygenase [N-oxide-forming] 1-like
Exons: 9
Molecular function (GO): flavin adenine dinucleotide binding; N,N-dimethylaniline monooxygenase activity; NADP binding
Source: RefSeq, a predicted model, not a curated record
CCACCCGCCGUUUCUCAAAUAUUUGUGCUGCUUCGGUUAAGAACAAAUUCAUCUGGCGCUGCCUAAGCAAACUUGGGAAGCCAGGGCAGAUUCCGACGAGGUUUCCAUCCACACUUCCAAGGGAGGAACCAUGGCCAAGAGAGUGGCCAUCAUUGGGGCAGGUGUGAGUGGACUGACCUCCAUCAAAUGCUGCCUUGAUGAGGGGUUGGAGCCCACCUGCUUUGAGAGGACCAGUGACAUCGGAGGAGUGUGGCGAUUCACAGAGUAUGUUGAGAAGGGAAGAGCCAGCACCUACAAGUCUAUGGUCAGUAAUACUUGUAAGGAGAUGUCAGCCUUCGCGGACUUUCCCUACCCAGAAGAUUUUCCAGUCUUUUUACCCAACGCAAAGCUCCUGGAAUAUCUGCAUUUGUACACAAAACACUUUAAUCUCCGGAAGUAUAUUCAGUUCCAGACUACAGUGAUCAGUAUAAAGAAGCGCCCUGACUUCUCAACCAGUGGCCAGUGGGAUGUCAUCACAGAGACUGAUGGGGAACAGAAGUCAGCCAUCUUUGAUGCUGUGAUGGUUUGCAUUGGUUACCUCACUGAACCCUCACUGCCCCUCAACUCUUUUCCCGGUAUAGACAAGUUUAAAGGGGACUAUUUCCACAGCCGGGACUACAAAACCCCAGAUGUAUUCGCAGGUAAAAAGGUCCUUGUGAUUGGCAUGGGGAAUUCAGGAGUUGAUAUUGCUGUGGAAGCCAGUCACACAGCAGAAAAGGUGAUGAUCAGCACCAAUAGAGGCGCUUGGGUGAUGAGCCGUGUGUUUGGUGAUGGCUACCCAUGGGACAUGGUGUUCCUCACUCAAUUUACAAACGUGGUCCGGAAGAUCCUCCCCAGCCGUGUAACAGGCUGGCUGAUUGCAAACCGAUGUAACCAGUGGUUUAACCAUGCAAACAAUGGGAUGGUCCCAAAGGACUUGUUGAAAGAGCCAAUAGUGAAUGAUGAACUUCCUGGUUGCAUCGUCACUGGGAAGAUUUCCAUCAGGCCCGGCAUAGAAAAGUUCCUAGAAAACUCUGUCGUGUUCAAGAAGAGCAAAGAGGUGGAGGAAGUGGAUGUUGUUGUCUUUGCCACUGGUUACAAAGUUUCUUUUCCUUUCAUUGAUGAGUCCGUCGUCAACUUUGAAAACAAACAUGCUUCCUUGUACAAAUACAUUUUCCCUCCUCUGUUGGAAAAGCCCUCCUUGGCCAUCAUAGGCUUCCUCAGGCCUCUCGGGGCAGUCACGCCAGUGGUGUAAUCCCAAGCACGCUGGGUCACCCGCAUCUUUAAAGGCUUGUGCAAGUUGCCUCCAGUGGACACCAUGAUGGAAGAGGUCAAUGAAAAGAAGAAAGACAAUAUUCACCGGGGUAUUUCCAGUGAGACGGGCAAAGUGCUGACCAUGUUUAUCAACUACAUGGAUGAAAUUGCCACCUGCGUAGGCGUCAAGCCCAGUGUGCCAUGGCUGUUCGUAACAGAUCCUAAGCUAGCCUUGGAAGUUCUGUUUGGCCCCUGCAGUUCUUACCAGUAUCGCCUGACUGGACCGAAGAAGUGGACGAAAGCCCGAACGACAAUCCUAACACAGUGGGACCGAGCUCUAAAACCCCUGAAGACCCGUGUAGUAGAUGACUCUCCAAAACACUCUUCCGUUUGCCUCUGGGUUACCGUUCUUGGCCUACCGACAAUUCUUGGCGCUGCUCUGCUCACUGUUAAAUACACCCCUCCUUCAUGGUUACCCUGGAUAAAGUGAAGGGGCAAUCCCCUUUAUGUGUGAUAC